This is a messenger RNA of Knipowitschia caucasica, 1113 nucleotides long. The record is from the annotation of a GenBank genome assembly. NCBI's taxonomy places the organism in Eukaryota, Metazoa, Chordata, Actinopteri, Gobiiformes, Gobiidae.
AUGGGGCUCAUCGUGGCAGAAGCCAACAGUUCCUCAUGCCAGUACCCCACCCAGGGAGUAUGUGGUGCAACCAUCUACCUCAACCCUCAUCCUCCCUGCCACAUGGUAGAGGAAGUCUCUUUGAAAGGUAAUGGUGAGAAUCGCAUGUUCCUGACCAGUCCAAGUCUGUCAGCUCUGAACAAGCAGCUGAGUGUGGUCACGUACACCAACACUGUGUUCCACCCCAGGACGGCCGACAAUGUGGAGUUUGGAACUGAUGGUCAUCGAGCUUUUUUCACAAUAAAAAUUCAGCACAAAACUACUCCAAAGCUUUACAACUCUGGACACCACGGAGAGUACAACAUCAGUGCUUUGGUCACUAUAGCGACAAAGACUUUUCUACGCUAUGAAAAACUCAAAGAUCUAAUUGAAAGUGUUCGAAAGUUCUACCCCACAGUUACCAUAGUGAUCGCUGAUGAUAACCAGCACCCUCAACCAGUGAUUGGGCCGCACAUCGAGCAGUAUAUCAUGCCAUUUGGAAAGGGCUGGUUUGCCGGCAGAAACCUAGCUGUGUCUCAGGUAACCACCAAGUAUGUGUUAUGGGUGGAUGAUGACUUCUACUUUACCUCAAAUACCAAACUGGACAAGAUGGUGGAUAUUUUAGAGAAAACAACACUGGAUCUGGUUGGUGGGGCUGUGCGGGAGGCAACUGGUUACACUGCAACUUACCGCCACACCAUUUCAGUGGAGGAGGGAGGAGAGGAGGGGGACUGCCUACACAUCCGGAACGGCCAUCACCACGAGCUCCCAGGCUUUCCUCACUGCGUGGUGGCUGAUGCUGUCAUCAACUUCUUUAUGGGAAGGACAGACAAGGUGCGAGAGGUGGGAUUUAACCCCCGCCUGGCCCGACAUGCUCAUCUGGAGUUCUUCAUUGAUGGUCUUGGCUCUUUGCACAUUGGUUCCUGCAGUGAUGUGAUUGUGAACCAUGCCUCAAAGAUCAAACUGCCCUGGGGAGAAACAGACUCGGAAAAAGAAUAUGCUAAAUUUCGUUUUUCCUCUACCAUUGAUGAUACUAAACUGCACAAUGAAGUCUUCUAUUUCACCAACAGGUUCAAGUGCAUGACAAGCCACUGA